Messenger RNA from Medioppia subpectinata, 1359 nucleotides. The record is from the annotation of a GenBank genome assembly. Lineage: Eukaryota; Metazoa; Arthropoda; Arachnida; Sarcoptiformes; Oppiidae.
AUGAUAAUUUCUAACCCGAAGUCAAACUUUUUUGACGAUAAUUUCCAAAAGUUAUCACAUAUAGGGAGGGGUGGGUUCGGAGAGGUAUAUCACGUGAGGCAUAUGAUUGAAGGGGAAGAGUACGCGGUUAAAAUUGUAAAGUUCCUUGACAUUUAUGGCGAUAACAAAAGACAGGAAAUAUUAAAAGAAGUGCAAAAUUUAGUUAAAUUGCGCUCAGAUUUUGUGGUCAAUUACCGCAACUCAUGGCGUGAAGACAAUCAUCUGUACAUUCAAAUGGAUUAUUAUCCACAAAAUCUACAGACGAUUAUCGAUAAUAAGCACAUUGUGUUUGGGAGACAAACGGGAGAACCGAUGAAAAUAUUUGAAUAUUUUAUUUCGUGUGAAAUAAUUAGAGAACUCUUAGAGAGUGUAAAAUAUCUACACGAUUUGUGUCCACCGGUUAUCCAUCGGGACCUCAAACCGUCAAAUGUUAUGAUUUCACAAAAUAGUAAUAACAAUCGGUUUAUACGGUUGUGUGACUUAGGGUUGGCCACCAGUCAUGACAUGACAUCCAUGAGCCACACCUCUAAUGUCGGAACCGCACAAUAUAUGGCACCCGAAAUAUUUCAACCCCGAUAUACAAUCAAAGUAGACAUCUAUAGUCUAGCAGUCGAAAAUAUGGGCCGAAAUGAGGGAACGGAAGGGAAAGUGAGUGUCGGAGAGGAGGGAAACACACCGAAGGAGAGACACAAACGGGAAGAGAGAAACCAAAGCCAUAAAUCACGUGAUAUUCAAAGCGAUAGAACGAAUCAAUUGUCGACACGAGUGAUGAGUGGUUCGGCCGCCGGUGGAGACAAACCCACAGUUUUUAAAGGAAAUGCCAGUAAAUUGAGGGCGAAAUUUGAAAGUAUGGCCCAAAACGAGGAAAUGGUUGUUAAACGCAGAGCCGAUGAGGAGAGGGACAGACGUCUGGAGCGCGAGAAACACGAGAUGACGGCCGAGAAAGAGAGACAACAAGUGGUGACUAAAUCGGCGGCUAAUCCCGAGUCCGACGCACAGAAACAAAAACCGGAUUUCGGGAAAACCGCGAAACCAAGUAAUAAUAGCGGUUCGCCGACAAAACUGACGGCUACGGCUCUGUAUGACUACAAAGCGGUCGAUUUGGAUGGCAUUAAUUUAGAUAUGAAUGAAUUGAUCACUGAUAUAGAAAUGAUGGACGAGGGCUGGUGUCGGGGCCGGUGUGGCAACAAAGUAGGACUCUUUCCCACCAUUGUGGUGAUUAUCACUCACUUGUGGUCACCGGAGAUGACAGUGUCUACGGAUGGGGUCGUAAUAGUGACGGACAGUUGGGAUGUGGAGAACAGCACUCGACUAAAAUAA